This is a messenger RNA of Heterotrigona itama, 723 nucleotides long. Lineage: Eukaryota; Metazoa; Arthropoda; Insecta; Hymenoptera; Apidae. The record is from the annotation of a GenBank genome assembly.
AUGGAUUUCCCGGUUUGCAUUGCAGCGGUAGUCGAGGAUUCACAGAAAGCGUACCAAGAAGCGUUUGACAUAGCAAAGUCGAAAAUGCAGCCUACGCAUCCCAUCAGGCUCGGUCUUGCUCUCAACUUCUCCGUUUUUUAUUACGAGAUCAUCAACUCACCAGACAAGGCCUGCCAGCUGGCCAAACAGAUCUGUCUCUCGGUUUGCAUUGCAGCGGUAGUCGAGGAUUCACAGAAAGCGUAUCAAGAAGCGUUCGACAUAGCAAAGUCAAAGAUGCAGCCUACGCAUCCCAUCAGGCUCGGUCUUGCUCUCAACUUCUCCGUUUUUUAUUAUGAAAUUAUUAAUUCUCCAGCUAGAGCCUGUCAUCUUGCCAAACAGGCGUUCGACGAUGCGAUCGCAGAGUUGGACACACUUAAUGAGGACAGCUACAAAGAUUCCACGUUAAUUAUGCAGCUUUUACGCGACAACCUCACUCUUUGGACCAGUGACACGCAGGGCGAUGCGGACGAAGCACAGGAGGGGAAGCGUAUCGAUUCGUGUUGGGGUUUGUGUAGAAGAACAGGAAAGGAAAAGAAAGGAAUUGAGGCUGAACAGAGAGGAAAGGGCAGGAAGAAAUUUCGCAAACGCUGUCUCGUUGUACAACGUUAUCGAAUGUUAUGGAUAGAAAAGGACAAAGACGCAUGUAAUGUUACAAAUGAGAGAGAAAUAAUCGCCAAGAAAUAA